AUGCAGAAGCUAUUAACUGUUCCAAUAACCACAAGCACAGCCCUCCCAUUCCCAGUAUGUGGGGCAGAGAGCAUCGAAUGCCUUCGACGAGGGUUACGAACAUUUUUCUUCCUCAUGGAUUCAGAAUACCAGGGGAUGAAGUCCGUUGAUCCAGUUAUAUUAAAUAGCCUCACAGUCGCUCUGCCUGACGAGCAACUGUCAUUUUUGUUGAGGCGCGUCAAUGUAACAGGUGCGAAAUGGACCAAGCUCGUAGAAAGAAAGUUUAAUUUGCCUGGUGGCAAAAAUGGAGUUCGAUUUAUUAGUGACCUCCAUGUCACCGGUGAACUAACAAUGAUGAUGUCGACGAGGUUGGAUCCUUUAUUUGCCCGAAUGACAAUGGAUAUACAGGAUGUUGAAAGUAAUGUGACAUACACAUGGGCAGGUCAACGAGGUUAUGACAACGAAGAUUACAUCUUAAUAGGACCCGAAAGGGUCGCUGUACGAAAUGCGCGAACCCCAUCUUUCUUUUUGCAGACAGAUACUAUGGAGGAUAGAAACGUGAUGGAACGAAUGCUUCUAAUGAAACCUGCUGUUCUAGACCAUAUAUCAAAUGAAAUAACAAUAUCUAUAAUGCAUUCCAUCGUAGAUAACUUUAGAUUAUUUGCUAGCAAAGUACCAGCCAAGAAUUAUUAUACCUUUAUUGACAACAAUUAAACAGUAUUAUUAAAA
Molecule: messenger RNA, 708 nt
Organism: Melitaea cinxia (Glanville fritillary)
Lineage: Eukaryota; Metazoa; Arthropoda; Insecta; Lepidoptera; Nymphalidae
Exons: 5
Coding region: 1-693 (230 amino acids)
Source: RefSeq, a predicted model, not a curated record